This is a messenger RNA of Musca vetustissima, 729 nucleotides long. It is a transcript of the gene Rab35, whose product is annotated as ras-related protein Rab-35. Gene Ontology annotation, molecular function: GTP binding; GTPase activity. Gene Ontology annotation, biological process: endocytic recycling. Gene Ontology annotation, cellular component: endosome membrane; plasma membrane. The transcript is spliced from 3 exons. The record is from RefSeq and is a predicted model, not a curated record. Bases 42 to 644 code for a protein of 200 amino acids. Lineage: Eukaryota; Metazoa; Arthropoda; Insecta; Diptera; Muscidae.
ACCAUCACCAUCAUAGUCGUCAUUUAUUGACUGUUACAAAAAUGUCUCGUGGUUUUGAUCACUUAUUCAAACUUUUAAUUAUUGGCGAUAGUGGCGUUGGAAAAUCGUCACUGCUGAUACGAUUUUCAGAUGACACAUUUUCGGGUAGUUAUAUAACAACAAUUGGUGUGGACUUUAAAAUUCGCACAGUGGUUAUCGAUGGCAAACGUGUUAAAUUGCAAAUAUGGGACACAGCCGGGCAGGAGCGAUUUCGAACAAUUACUAGCACCUAUUAUCGUGGAACGCAUGGCGUUAUUGUUGUAUACGAUGUAACAAAUGGUGAAUCAUUUGCGAAUGUACGCCGAUGGUUGGAUGAAAUUCAAAAUAAUUGUGAUGUAGUAAACAAAGUAUUAGUUGGCAAUAAGAACGACGAUCCCGAACGAAAGGUUGUCAUAACCGAAGAUGCGCAACGAUUUGCACAACAAAUGGAUAUUGAACUAUUUGAAACAUCCGCCAAAGACAAUAUCAAAGUUGAGGAAAUGUUCCUUUCAAUAACGCGACAAGUUCUUCAGCACAAGUUGCGCACCGCACAAAAUGAACAGCAAAAAGAUAUCAUCAAUUUAAAGAAGUCGGGCAAACCGAAAAAGAGUAGAUGUUGUAGUUGAAAACGGAAGACAGUUUUAUUCCAAUUUAGACCACCACAACCACCAACAACACCACUACCGCCGUUGCCGUUGUCGCUUUCAUUCU